Messenger RNA from Rotaria sp. Silwood2, 2239 nucleotides. NCBI's taxonomy places the organism in Eukaryota, Metazoa, Rotifera, Eurotatoria, Philodinida, Philodinidae. The record is from the annotation of a GenBank genome assembly.
AUGGCAAAGCUCUUGAAUAUGCCAAGUUAUCAUUGGAAAUUAGACAAAACUGUAUGCCAUCCGACCAAUCCAUCGCUUGAAAAUGGCUAUAAUACCUUAGGUUGUAUCUAUUCAGCACUGCUCGACUAUGAUGAAUCUGUAAGACACUUUGAAGCUGCUCUGGGUAUAUUUCAAAAACAUCAUUUUGAUAAAUCUCUAGUAUUAACUACGAUCAAUGCAAAUCUUGGUUGCUGCUGCUAUCGUUUGGAAAAAUUAGAUCGAGCGACACAUUAUCUUCAACAUAGCCUCACUAUCCUAAGAUCUAUAUAUACUGAAAAUGGUGAUAGUCAUUUUCAGUUUGCAUUUCCAUAUGACACACUUGCUCGUGUACAGUGUGCCCAAGGGUUCAUUGAAGAAGCCGAAUAUUAUUGUCAGAAAGCAUUUGAUUUAAGAACAAUUGAAUUAUCUCUUGACGAUGUCGAUAUCAGUUUAUCGUUCGAAACUUUUGGAAUUAUACACAAUGCUCAAAUGAAGUACGAGACAGCUGUAGACUAUUUUCAAAAGUCUGAAACGAUUCUGCAUUGUGUUAAGAAUGACCAUCCAAUAUUGGUUCGAAUCUAUAGAACAAUAGGAUCUGUGUUUUACAAUCAAGGACAAUAUAGGAAAGCUUUCGAGUAUUAUAUGAAAGCAAUCAAGCUAGCCAUCAAAGUACAUCCGACAAAUCAAAGAUUAAUAGACCAAUUAAACUAUGGACUCGAUAGAGUGAUGGAUCAUUUCUUAUCACAUUAGUUAAUCGUACGAUACUCGGUACUCCACUGACAGUGAUUAAUGAAUAUUUCAAUAGAAUCGUCUAGAACUGUUUGUGUGCACACACACAGAUUGUAACAAGACUUGUCAAUGCGAACCCUUCGUGGGGCAAAAGUGUGGAAUUCAGAAUCUCUGACUGUCAAGAUAUUUUGUCAGAAGUUUUAAAAUAAAUUUUUAACAAACUAUCAAAUAAAUGAAUAAGUCAGAAUUAUAAGAAUUUAUAAAAUAGUUGCUAGGCGUGCUCUGAAAUUUUACUUUAUUGGAACUUCAUAUUUAUAAUUACUUUUCUAUCAAUUUAUUUGAUUCCUUUAACAUUCUAAUGUUGUAAAAAACUUAUUUAAUAAUAAUAUUUAUACGAUGAAUGUUAAAAAUAAAGAAGUAUUAAAAAGCUGGUAGCGUAAUCCCUGUAGGAUUAAAAUCUGAAAUACGAUGCGCCCCUUCUUAUUAUCCCUCCAAAACCACUCUUUCCUUCUGUGUGCUAGUGCACGUUACUUCAUUAUUACUUAUUUAGCAAUAUAUCUUCAACAAAGGACUCCUCCGAAGGGUAUGGGUGAGGGUCUUCUCUUCAUCCACACCCACACUCUAGUCAACUGAGUAGGUGUUAGGGGUUUUGAAUUUUGAAUCAAUAAGAAAAAUCAAUUUGAAAAAUGAAGUCGACAGUUUUGUAAAGUGAUGAUUUCUUUAUCGAAUGAACUGAGAAGCCGAUUUUAAUUGCCUCAAAAGAAAGAAAACAAAAGUGGGCCAUAUGAUGUCUUCGGAGAAUAUCCUCGGAAACUCAAUUAUGCCCUAGGGUAAGAGGUAUAGAGAUAGAUAAGUAUAGACGAUAUAGGAGAUAUAGGAGGUAUAGGAGAUAUAAGAGAUAUAGGAGGUAUAGGAGAUAUUGAUUAAGUGAUACAGCUAAUCAUUCAAUAGUGUUUGAAUUUACACAUUUAUUCAUAAAAUAUAUUGGUGCCACUUGCAGACCCUUGCUCGAAAAAAUCAAUAAAAAAAAAUAACUGUUUACUAUAUCUCCUAUACGACCCUUGCUCGAAAAAUUCAAUCACAAAAAAUAAAUAACGUUUUACUAUAUCUCCUAUACCUCCUAUAUCUACUAUACCUAUCUAUCUCUAUACCUCUUACCCUAGGGCAUAAUCGAGUUUCCAGGGAUAUUCUCCGAAGACAUGUAAUCAAGUGGGCCGUUUAUUAUGCACCAUCCGUUACUAGACUAAAGAUUCCGUAAGGGUGUGGGUGUGCGUGUGGGUGUGUGGGCGUGGAUAUGGAUGAGGAGUUUACUGGUACCCACCCACACCCUACGAUAUUCAAGAUGACAUGGGGUGUGGGGGUGUGGGUGGGUGUGGGGUGUGGGUGUGUGGGUGGGUGUGGGUGUGGUGUGGGUGUGUGGGUGGAUGUGGGUGUGGGUAUGGGUGUGGGUGUGGGUGUGGGUGUGGGUGGGGGUGUGGGUGUGGGUGUGGGU